UGAAGGAGAUGAAAGACAGCUUGGUACAUGUAGAGCCGGACGACUGUUUUUUUCUCCCUCUAUUUCCACACAAAGUUCCUAUGUUUUUCUGCUGCGAGAGUUGGGGAACUGUUCUGUGAGCUACCUGCCAUCAGAAAAUCGAAGGACAAUUUGUUUGUAGAUAUUUUUGGAAAUUUAUUUUAUUUUAUUUAUCCUGUGGGAAAAGAGAGCAACUUUUAUUCCAGUGUGUGUUCCACCAGGCACCCAGACUGAUUGGAGCGUCAGUCAGACAGCGAGCCAUGCGAGGGCAGCGCGUAGCAGAUUGUGUGCGUAGACCAUGUGGAGGCUGGACAGUGGUUGUCUGGCUGCUGUUGUCCCUGCUAGGUUCCCUACUACUGGUGGGCAUCAGUGGGAUUCUGCAGAUCGAUAUGACCAAAAUCAGCAGACGAGCCAUAUCCACCAAUAGCACGACGACGAUGACUGCCAUGAAGACAACGCAUUCUCAAGUGCGUCUGGUGAACGGGCGUAACAGGUGUGAGGGGCGUGUGGAGGUUUGGCACAACGGGACAUGGGGUACAGUGUGUGAUGACGACUGGGACAUGGUAGAUGCCAACGUGGUGUGUCGGCAGUUGGACUGUGGUCUGGCCAUGGCGGUGGGCAGCAUCUCAGAGUAUGGCCAGGGCUCAGGGCCCGUCCUGCUGGACAAUGUAGACUGCAAAGGAGGGGAGACAGACCUGGGACAGUGUGGAAGUCUGGGCUGGGGCAUCCACAACUGUUACCACUAUGAGGACGUGUCUGUCACAUGCAAAGAUACAUCAGUGCUGGAGUCACGGGGCAUGGGCGAGCCCACCACUCCCUCUAGGAGAAACUCAGGGUUAAGAGAUGGUACAAUCCGGUUAGUUGGUGGUGUGGACUACUGCCAGGGACGGGUGGAGGUCUACUACCGUGGCAGCUGGGGGACGGUGUGUGAUGACGACUGGGGUAUGAGAGACGCAGGGGUGGUGUGCCAGCAGAUAUACUGUGGCCAUGCCGUUUCCUCCACCACCAACGCCUAUUUUGGCUACGGGACAGGCCUGAUUCUACUGGACAACGUCAACUGUAAUGGCUACGAGAACCAGCUGAGUAAGUGCUACAGCCUGGGCUGGGGGAUACACAACUGUGGACAUCAUGAGGACGCUGGAGUUAUCUGUUCAGGCUCAGGAUCCACUACCGUUCCUCCUAUGAACACUGAAACCAUGGGCAUGGGAAGGGGAUUCUUUCAGACUGCCAGCACUGCAGUAACCGACCAAACAGAAUUAGUCACCGAAGCAACUACGGCUGUGACAACGGUUGCUAUGACAACAAGAGAGCGGCCCACCAUUCGCGUGGUGAAUGGUAACAGCAGCUGCCAGGGCCGUGUGGAGGUGUUCCACAACAACCAGUGGGGCACGGUGUGUGACGAUGACUGGGAUCUGCCCAAUGCCCAGGUGGUGUGUAGGCAUCUGGGCUGUGGCCCUGCCAUCUCUGCCAAGGCCCUGGCCUACUUCGGCUACGGCUCGGGCCCCAUCUUGCUGGACAAUGUGGACUGUAGGGGCAGUGAAGGGGAGCUGUCGGAUUGUUUCCACCUGGGCUGGGGACAGCACAACUGUGGACAUCAUGAAGACGCUGGAGUCAUCUGUACACCCUUUCAGCUUGUGGGACCUGGAAAUGACUUUGGGAUGACAGAGAGAACGCCCACCACUAGACCACCAAGUGAAGGCUUGGCGAGGUUGGUGGGCGGGCAGCACCGCUGCGAGGGCCGGGUGGAGAUGUUCUCAGGGGCGGAAUGGGGUACGGUGUGCGACGAUGCCUGGGACAUGCCUGAUGCCCAGGUGGUGUGUCGCCAGCUGGGCUGUGGGGAGGCUGCUACGGCCCGUGUGGAGGCCUUCUUUGGGCCCGGCAGCGGCACCAUCCUCCUGGACAAUCUGAAGUGCAGCGGCUCUGAGGCCUCGCUCCAGCAGUGCUCCCACAUAUCCUGGGAAGUGCACAACUGUGACCACUCUGAAGACGCCGGCGUCACCUGCUCACUGUCGUGAUUCCAGCAGUGAUUCGCCGCCAUGGAUCCGCCAAACUCCUCCCAACUCCACUGCCAACUAAUAGGACGGGCGCCAUGGGUAGCACAACCCGGGACUUGUAAACAUUAUGUAAAUAACAGCUCAUCCCAAUGCCAAACAUAAGGAAGACUACAACAACAACAAACAAACAAGCAAAGAAACUAACAUAUGAUGAUAUAUGAUUAAAUAUUAUAAUAAUCUAUUCCUAUUAAGCACUUUAUAAAUAUAUAUAAAUAUAUAUGAUAUAAAAUAACGCUGUACACAUUUUUUAAAUAUUUGAUAAACAGUGGAAACCAACGUUUUAAACUGACUCUCUGUCUCUCUGGCUCUUUUUGUGUUGUCAAGAUACUAAAAUAGAGGUCCUCUCACUAACCCUCUUCUCACUAGCCGCACACACAGCCAUAGUGUACUGUACCAGGGCAUGGUGCUCAACAACAACAACAACAACAACAGCAGCAAUACAGGCCCACAAUACCAAAGCCAAACUUAUAGAAAUAGACUCUAUAGAGACUAUAGACUAUCUAUAGAAAAGGCUAUGUAUUUCUAUGGCCAAAUCUAUUUGUUUGAACAUAGGCAGAAAGAUGGACAGUACAUGUAGUACUGUAGUGCUCUUGGCACAUGUUUCCUAAUUUGAUAAGCUUUUUAAUGUAUUAUUCCUGAGCAGAGGUGGAUGUAUAUCUGAAAUCUGAUCAUGAUGACUUCCAAAGCCCCAGUAUUUUGGUUAUUUUUCUGAAAUAUCUGUUAUAUUUGACACCUUUAUUGUGUAAAUAAUCACCCUAGCUAGCUUGUGUUCUAUUUUGUCCUCUCUUAUGAAACUCUCUUAUGACCCAUUAUUUUCUGUCUGACUUGUGUAUUUUGAUGUCUGGUUUUGGAAAAGGCUAGCUUGUCUCCACUGUCUCUGCCUCUGCCUCUGUCUCUGUCUCUGUCUCUGUCUCUGUCUCUGUCUCUGUCUCUGUCUCUCUCUCUCUCUCUCUCUCUCUCUCUCUCUCUCUCUCUCUCUCUCUCUC
Molecule: messenger RNA, 3058 nt
Organism: Oncorhynchus gorbuscha (pink salmon)
Lineage: Eukaryota; Metazoa; Chordata; Actinopteri; Salmoniformes; Salmonidae
Product: scavenger receptor cysteine-rich domain-containing group B protein-like
Exons: 12
Coding region: 279-2033 (584 amino acids)
Cellular component (GO): membrane
Source: RefSeq, a predicted model, not a curated record